Molecule: messenger RNA, 1899 nt
Organism: Parastagonospora nodorum SN15
Lineage: Eukaryota; Fungi; Ascomycota; Dothideomycetes; Pleosporales; Phaeosphaeriaceae
Exons: 5
Coding region: 1-1899 (632 amino acids)
Biological process (GO): secondary metabolite biosynthetic process
Molecular function (GO): flavin adenine dinucleotide binding; oxidoreductase activity, acting on CH-OH group of donors
Source: RefSeq, a predicted model, not a curated record
AUGACGCCCCUUUUCACAUUGGUCGUGGGACUCAUCCUGGCAUCCAUAUCCACAUCGACCCCAAUUAAACCAACAAGCCGUGCAGAUUCACGUCAAGUCCGUGAUGCAACGUUUGACUACGUUGUUAUUGGCGGCGGUACUGCGGGGAUGGUCAUAGCCACCACCCUAGCUCGAGCAUCCUACUCGGUCGCGCUGGUCGAAGCAGGUGGGGUUUACGAAGACGAUAUUGGCGAUCUCGGCACAACGCCCGCUUUUGCGAUUUAUGGGGCUGGCGCAAGCCCGGACGAUGUGCUCCCCGCAGUGGACUGGGGGUUUGUCACUACCCCACAAGCGGUGCGUGAUGUCUACAUGCUUCUGCUGCUUUUCAUGGUUACUUCGCUGAUGAACGACAGGGUCUCAACAACAGGAGGUUGCAUUAUGCCCGCGGCAAAACGCUCGGUGGCAGGCAUUUCUGCAAGAAACUACUUCACCUAUCAACGACCGACGGUCGAAGCGCUUGAUAGAUGGGCUUCAAUUUUAGACGACGCAUCGUACAGGUUCGACAACUUCCUUCCAUUUUAUAGGCAAAACGUAAAUUACACGCCCCCAAAUAAUGCUAUUCGGCCAAGCAAUGCAUCGGUCCCGCCAGCAACGAGCGCGUUCACGGCAGGAUCCGGACCGCUACAUGUUUCUUUCUCAGAUAACUGGGUGAAUCCUGUGUCGUCGUAUUUUAAAGCUGCAUGGGAGGAACUCGGCCUACCAGUAGCCAACGACUUUGUCAGUGGAAUUCUUUCUGGCGUCCAAUACUCGGCCAACACCAUCAACCCAGAUGGAAAUACCAGGACAAGCUCAAAUGCUUUUCUUAGUGGUAUGGAGGAUACCAGUAACUUGAGUAUUUACGCCCGUACUCUCACGAAACGCGUCUUAUUUGAUGGGACUCUGGCUGUUGGGGCGGUUGUCGAUCGCAAUGGCUCAGAAGUGGCUUUGAUGGCAUCAAAAGAAGUCAUUAUCUGCGCUGGGACAUUUCAAUCACCACAGCUGCUCAUGGCCUCAGGGAUUGGACCUCACGAGACGUUGAAGCGAUUCAACAUCACAGUCGUGUCUGAACUCGAAGGUGUUGGCCAGAAUCUGGAAGACCAUCUCCUUUUCGGAGCCAGCUAUCAUGUGACGCCAAUAACACAUUCUGCGCUAUCAAAUGCAACCUUUCUCGCCCGAGCAAUGAGUGAAUACGCCAAAAACGGCACAGGAAUCCUCAGCAAUCCCGGCGGCGAAGUUCUCGCAUGGGAGAGACUGAAUCCAACAGCGGAAGGCCUCAGCGACUAUGCGCGCGAUGCUAUCAAGUCCCGAACUCCAGACUGGCCAACGUUUGAGUUCCUCAUGCUAGAUGCGUACAGCGGCAAUAACCAAAAUUACAUCACGGGCGCGCCAGAUACGCCAUUCAUGUAUGCGUCGCCGGCGGGUGCUAUAUUGGUUCAGCAAAGCCGCGGUAACAUUACGAUCAGUAGCAUUGACACAGCCGUGCCUCCUGUUAUCAAUCCAAAUUGGUUGACGCAUCCUGCAGACCAAGAAUUAAGUCUUCUGGCCUUCAAGCGGUUACGCGAGAUGAUGAACACAGAUGCGAUGAAAGGCGUAUGGGUGGAAGAAGUGCUGCCUGGACUGAACGUUAGUAGUGACGAAGGAAUACUUGACGCGAUUAGAGAGACAGCCAUCCAGCUCUUCCACGCUGCUUGCACAUGCAAGAUGGGAAAAUCACCGGAGUCUGGCGCAGUGGUCGAUGCGCGAGGGCGUGUUUUUGGAACGCAAAGCCUGCGUAUCGUCGACGCUUCGGUGUUGCCGUUUCUCCCACCGGGACAUCCACAGGCUACUGUUUAUGCCCUUGCGGCGAAGAUUGCGAAGGACAUUAUAGACUUGCGUGGAUAG